UUUGCGAUUGUGAUGACAUUUUUAGGCUAUAAAUGUUAACAAUCUUAAAUAUGAUUGGGUGUAUAGAAUUAAGCUGCAAUUAUCCAUUCCUUCAAAUUUUUCGUCAUUAAUUGGGACUUUGUUAAAUAUCACAUGUUAUCAAUUUUGAGUGUUUUAAAGAAUCUCAAGUGCCAAAACCUUUCAAAACUUAAUCAUGACCCUCAUCAAGUACUUUGGUGUAUUAUUUUGGGCUGCAACAGCUAUAGUUUGUGGCCUAUUUCUCUUUACUAAUGGUUUUUUCCUGUGUAAAAAUACCAUAAUACAACUGAAUAACUGCUCCUUGGCUGUCACUCAGUCAUUUAAUUUUGAAAACCCCCUAAUUGCUAGCACUACAUGUCUGAAGCCACCAGCACGUAUCAUAGUAUUAAUUAUUGAUGCUUUGAAGUAUGAAUUUACUUUAAAUUUUAGUCAUGAAGAAGCUGCAGGCACUUACCAUAGGAACAAACUCCCCAUUUUUAGUGAAAUUUUACAAAAAUAUCCCAAAAACUCAAAGCUCUUUAAAUUUGUAGCAGAUCCACCAACGACUACAAUGCAAAGGUUGAAAGCCUUAACAACUGGAACCUUGCCAACUUUUAUAGAUAUUAAUAAGAAUUUUGCAGCAGAUGCAAUAGAAGAAGAUAACUUUAUUGUUCAAAAUGAAGCAAAUGGAAAUGUUGUCAUAGGAGAUAGCACAUGGAGUGAUUUAUAUCCAGGGAAGUUUCUUAGAGAUCAUACUGUAUAUUCUUUUGAUGUGUCAGAUCUUGACACUGUAGACAAAAGUGUUGAGAAGCACGUUUUCAAAGAAAUAAAAAAUAAUGAUUGGAAACUCAUGAUAGCUCAUACAUUAGGGAUCGAUCAUUGCGGACACACAUAUGGAAUGAAUCAUCCGCAAAUGUUAAGAAAGCUGAAUGAGACCAACAUUCUUGUUCAAAAUUUGAUCAAUGAAAUAAACAAAGACGAGGAAAAUACAGUAUUGUUCAUCAUGGGUGAUCAUGGAAUGACUAAAAGUGGAGAUCACGGUGGUGAAAGUUCAGAUGAAACUGAUGCAGCCUUGUUCGUAUAUUCUACGUUACCACUUGUAAGUCCACGCACAAGUUUAAAUGUUGCAUUGACAUCGACUGUUAAUCAAGUUGACAUUGUUCCCACGGUGUCAGUUAUUUUAGGCAUACCUAUUCCAUUUUCAAAUGUAGGGAAAGUUAUUAUUGAAGCGCUGCCUACUGAGGAAGCAACUAUGAGUAAAAAGUCAUUUAAUUUCAUUUUACAUUCUUUAUGGAGAAAUGUUGUUCAAGUACAAAAUUAUUUAAUCACUUACUCUAUUGAAAACUCUUUCUCUGCCCAAGACCAACUAGAAAAAAUUAAUGGGAUUUACAGUGAACUUUUACAACGAGUACCACUUGUCAAAUUUGAGAAAGACUUGAAAGACUUUAUUAACAUAGCCAAUGAAUAUUUUUUUACAGUAAGAAAAGUUUGCCUCAAAGAAUGGGUACAAUUUGAUAACAAUUUAAUGGCUAGAGGAAUGCUUGUGAUGUUUUUCUCUUUAUUCUCACUAUUUAUAAUAAUAACUGGAUUAAUUAGAGAACGAAUUCACUCAGUCUUACAUUCUUCAUUUUUAAUGCAUUUGUUUGUCAUAGUAAUGAUGAGUUUAGUAAUAAAUGUGAUAUUGUACUAUGUACAAAUUGUAAGUCACUUCCAAAACUCUUUACUUUUCACUUGCGGCUUGUCAUUGAUUGUUUGUUUCGCAAUUUUAUCCAUUAAAAACUGGGAUUGUAUAUCUGAUUCGUGGUAUGAACAAUCCAGGCGCAAAGAAAUUGUUGAUUUUCUCUCAAGGUUGGUAUUUUUAGUUAGUGCUUUUGGAGUUUUUUCAAAUAGCUAUAUCCUCGAAGAGAAUAAAAUCAUGUUGUUUUUUGUUAUCACGCUGUUUUGUCUUUUUUUUUACUCCAUACAUAGUAAGAGCUUAACAGACAGUAUUGAAAAAAAAGGAAAGGAACAGAGUAAGAAAACUUCUUUUAAAUCUAUGUCAUAUCUUCUAGUCUUGAUUGUAUGUAUUCUUAUUAGAAUGUCCAAAUUUUAUUGGCGGUAUAGACCAGAAGAUAUAAGUAGAAUGAAACAGAAUGAAUUAAACAAUACCCAAUAUAUUAUUGGAAAAAUGGGAUCUAUGACUUCACAACAGGAAGAAAUUUAUUUUGCAGUAACUGCAAUAGUUUUAUCGGUAAUAUAUUACAUUAUGUUUAAGUUGUGGCUUCAAAAAUGUGGUAAUUUAUCAGGGCAUUCUCCAGGUGUCAUCCUCAAUAAGUAUUUAACAAGAAUUGUAUUGGUAGUUACUUCUUGUUAUUGGAUAUUGAGAUUAAAAGUAUGUGAUAAAUUGAAACUAAAGAAUCUCAAUUCUUUUCCAAUUUUAAUUUAUAUAGUUGUGAGUAGUGCUCUAUGUGUAAUAUUUUGUUGGCCGUUAUCAGUUUUCUUAGUUUCAAGAGAAAAUGAAGUUAAAAUAAGAACGGAAGAGGCUACAGUACCAAAACUAUAUGAAAAGUUUAAAAAUACUCUUUACGUAAAAAAGAACGAAGAAAAAAAAGAAACUCCAAUAGUUUACGGGCUGGGAACUGUAUACAGUGCAUGUUUUAUUUCAGUUGGCAUGUUUUUAUGCCUUUUGUACAUACUCUUACUAGGAUUUCUAAUUGCUCCAAGUGUCAUUAUAAUGAACAUGGUUUGCGUUAUACUGUUAUAUGUCAGCGCUAUGGAUCGAAUUCAUUAUGCAAAAAGUUUAGAAGAACUGAUUCGUGUUCCCAAUAUGGUAAUAUUAUGUUGGUUUCUCAUAGCUGAGUACUUUUUCUUUGCCACUGGCCAUCAAGCAACGUUUUCGUCGAUUCACUGGGAUUCCGGUUUCAUCGGGAUUGACGGGUCAUUAUCAUCAGUAAUGUUCCUCCGAGCAGUACUUAUAACAAUCAAUACGUUUGGUUCAUACAUAAUUUUAGGAGUGAUGCUUCCUCUUCUGGUAAUUGCUCCCCUUACAAUGCGAUUUGUUUUCCCAAAUUUUACGAGAGCGAGUAAGACUUCGUUAAUAGAUGUUAAAAGAGGUGAACUAUUGCUUUUUCACAAUAGUGCUCUCUUCCACGCUGAAAUGUUUUCUGUCUGUGGAAAAUACAUCUUAUUUCACGCAUUUAAGGUGUUUGUUUGCAUGCUAGCCGUCACUCUACAUAGCCGUCAUCUGAUGGUGUGGGCUAUUUUUGCUCCAAAAUUUAUAUUCACAGGAAUAAGUUUUCUCGUUACGCUUGGCAGUAUUCUGACAUCACAGUUAUUACUAUUAAGGAUCGAAAAUAGUAUUGAACAAUUUUAUUCUAAAAUCUCGUAACUAUAAGACAUUAAAAAAAAAGCCCUUAUGAUAGUCACUCUUUAGGUUGAUCACCCUUUUUAGAUCUGAUUUUGAUUGAUUCAAAUGUAUCUAGUUUAAUUUAGUCCAAUUUAAUAUAAUGUAAUUUAAUCAAAUUUAUAAUAGACCAUUGUUAUGCGCUGAAAAAAUCAAAUACAUAUUUUUAUGUACAUGAUGUGACCAUAAUUUUUGAUACAUUAUAAGGUUAAUAU
Molecule: messenger RNA, 3594 nt
Organism: Copidosoma floridanum
Lineage: Eukaryota; Metazoa; Arthropoda; Insecta; Hymenoptera; Encyrtidae
Gene: PIG-O
Product: phosphatidylinositol glycan anchor biosynthesis class O
Biological process (GO): GPI anchor biosynthetic process
Cellular component (GO): endoplasmic reticulum membrane
Molecular function (GO): mannose-ethanolamine phosphotransferase activity
Source: RefSeq, a predicted model, not a curated record